CAUGCGCUCACUUCCGCGCUCCGCCCCCUCCCCCCCGCUAUCCCUGUCGCCCAGGGUAACGGCUUUGGGGUGGGAAGGGGGCUGCGAACAACCGCAGCAGCGGAGCGGCCUGUGCAGCUCCAUCUCUCCGCCCCCCGGGACCGACAGCUUUAAAGGGUAGAACCUUGGGGCACUGGGAUCAUGAUGAACUCCUCCAAGAAGAAUGAACUAGAUUUAGAAAAAAGCAUUACCAAUAAGAAAGCAGAAGAAAGCAAGUGGCAAUGUAUCUACCCAAAUGAGAGGAGAGAGAGGAAUCACGUUUAUACUCUUCUUGACAUCAGUGAGAAUGUAUUUGAACAAGAUGAAAGAUCCUUGGAAUAUGUCAUCAGGACAGGAUGGGAAGAAGCUGUGCAAGGCUGGGGUAAAGCUGCUCCAUUUGCCUGCCUUCAGUUGCAAAAGCAAGCCAAGAAAUCAAGGGCAAAUGAAACCAUCAACAGUUGCCUGUUUUGCUUAGAUAUGAGGCAAAAUAAUGACAAAAGUGUGAGCCAAGAAACCAAGACUACAAGAGAUCAAUCAAAAUCUGAUUGCAAAUUAAGCACAUGUGCUAUAGAUGAUACCAUUUCAGAAAAGAAAGCGGUUCCAAUCCAUUCUAAUGAGUCUUCCAAUUGUUCUACAACAGAUGGAACUAAGAGAGAAAAUUUUAAUGGCAAGUUACGCUCUAUUCAGACAUUUCAAGGUGAAAAGAAAAGUUUGCCAGUAAAGGAAUACAGCGUAUGGCAAUCAGAAAAAAUGAAAAACCCAGAAACUCUAAAAAGUAAAGCUGUAAAGACCCCUGAGCCUACCGUGCGUGCUCCAGAUAGCUCUGAAUCUUCAAACUUAAAGUCUUUGCUGGUAUUGCCACCAGUGAAAGAUGCAACUCCAAAAGAUAGCGCAGAGCUUUCUUUUAAGAAGAGUAUAGCAGCUAUUUCCCAGGCAAAUCAGAAAAUGCUCAAUGCUACUUCAGAUGAGACUGCUUCCGUUAGUAAGGGUACUAAAACAAUAGAACAAAAGGCGGGAAAAGAAACUGACUGUAUCAUUCAUGAUACAUUGAAGGAGAAACAAAUUCACGAACCAUCAUCCUUUGUCUCAAGGCUUCCAAAAGCAUUCCUGCAAGGAGGCCCUGAGCAGUUACACUGGCCCUGUGCUCUUUGGCCAGACAGAAAAAUUACAACCACUUCUAAUUCUGUUUCUUUGAGAAAGAACAGUCAUGUUGCUAACAUGCAGUUUCUGCAUACAAAAGGAAUACAGUACACCAAACAUGAUGAGAUCAGAGGUCCUUUCACCAACAGUAUUAAAAACAGAAGUCUCUCGGAGGCCAAGCAAGGAAAUGAAUCAAACACACAGGCGGUGCAACUGCUUCCUGGACUAUUCCCUUCCUUAACGGUAAAAGGCUGGGGUAAAGAUGCUCCCUUCACCUGCUACCAAGUACAAAAUAAGUCUAAAAAACCAAAGACAAAGGAAACAGUCACUCAUUUACCUCACAUAUAUAUAUAGCACCAUCUACCAAAAAAGAAUUGGCCCAGGCAACCAAGUCUACAAAAGAUCGAUCAAAACCUAAUUGCAAAUUAACCACACAUGCUGUAAGAGAGACAGUUUCAGGAAAAGAAAAGGUUCCAAUGUGUUGCAAACAAUCUCUCAAUUGUGCCCCUAUGACCAAUAGCAUAAAAGGAGAAAGGAGUAAUGACAAAUUGCAUGCUACUCAGGCUUUUCAAGGUGAAAAGAGUACCAAGAACUUGCCAGGAAACAAGUACAACAAAAGGCAACUGGAAAAGCUCAUAAACAAAGUCCUGAAAUGUAAAUAUAUGAGCCUGCCACAUGUAAGCCAUGGUAAUCUCCAUGAAAACCUGAGAUGUACGACCUUAAAGACAUUAGUGGUUCUGCUUCAACUGAAAAAAACAGCUCCCUGUUUGCAUCUAGAGCCUUUUUUAAAGACGAGUAAAGCAAUUUCCAUCCAGGGAAAUGAGAAAAAUCUCAAUACUGCUGCAACUGAAACUGUUUCCUGUAUCUUAGUACUAAAACAAAGCAAGACGGUGAAAAGUGACUUGUUGACAGCAUGAACAAUGCAGAGAUGGAUCAAAUAAAAUCAAUACACUUACCAUUUUUUGGUCCCUCACUUCCAAAUGUUUCAUUCUUUGAGAGAUUGCAUGUCUCCUUUCCACAGUAGAUGUUUGGGUGCUCCGGUGCACAGUUGGAGAUUUUACCCUGAGCACAACCCA
Messenger RNA from Mauremys reevesii (Reeves's turtle), 2234 nucleotides. It is a transcript of the gene C16H16orf46, whose product is annotated as chromosome 16 C16orf46 homolog. Bases 181 to 1512 code for a protein of 443 amino acids. The record is from RefSeq and is a predicted model, not a curated record. The transcript is spliced from 4 exons. Lineage: Eukaryota; Metazoa; Chordata; Testudines; Geoemydidae.